Molecule: messenger RNA, 1027 nt
Organism: Mercenaria mercenaria
Lineage: Eukaryota; Metazoa; Mollusca; Bivalvia; Venerida; Veneridae
Product: kelch domain-containing protein 1-like
Exons: 9
Coding region: 1-948 (315 amino acids)
Molecular function (GO): protein binding
Source: RefSeq, a predicted model, not a curated record
AUGGGGAUAAUCACACGUAAAAGCACUGAUAUGAUAAAAGUUCAAUUUAGACUUCACAUGUGGACUUUAAUUGACACUAAAAGAACACUUCCAGUUGGUAACAAGCUUUACCUGAAUCAGGACAGUGGAUGGCAGGACAGCCUACAUGUAUAUGUUUUUGACACAGAGAACAAUACAUGGUACGAGUUAGAGGGUGAAGGUAACAAACCAAGUGCAAGAGACAAGUUACAGGGAUCUGUAGUGGACUCGUGUAUAUACUAUAUUGGAGGGUUUGGACCACAAUUUACAGGAGAUGAGGAAGACUGGGAAAAUUAUGACAGUUUGAAGACCUGGAGAAAGUUGUCAUGUUUGUCUUGUCCAGUACAACAGCUGAAGUACAGUCUGAAGUGUGACAGCAAGUUCUGUACUGCUACAAGUAAAUGGUCACAACCAAUGCAGAUGAAUCUUGGUGUGCCAACAGCACGUGCAGCACAUGGUAUGUGCACAGUGGGGCAUGACCUUGUUAUAUUUGGAGGUAGAGAUACAGAGAAACGGACGAAUGAUCUUCAUAUUUUCAAUGUUGAUACAAGAAAAUGGGAUCUAGAGAUGGAGGUGAAAGGUCAGUGGCCGGCUGCAAGGUCAUUUCACACAGCAACAGGUGUUGGUAAAAGAGUGGUUGUUAUGGGAGGCAGGGGACAGGAUAAUAACCAUCUUGCUGACUUUCAUAUAUUUGAUACUGAAACUAAGGAAUGGCUACAACCCAAUGUGUCUGGGGAUAUACCAGAAGCAAGGGGGCAGCACUCUGUUGCAGUUGUUGGAGACCAGCUGGUACUGUAUGGUGGAUCCUCAAAAUUUAGUCCAGAAAUAAUGAUGUGCCAAAAUUUCCAUGGAGAUACUUAUGUUUUACAAAUAGCUGAUGUAUUGAAAGGCAAGGCAGAGACAGUAGAUACUAAUGGUACAGGCUCCUGAUACCAACACUGAUUGUAGUACUCUCAUGCCAAGACCAUUCAUAAAGCAAUAAAGAUACCUUUACUUGUGAGAUUUUUAA